CGAGAAAUGAGGCGUCAGAUUAAGCUCACACUUUUCCACUGAUGAGUCACGCUUGGACAGAGCCAUGCUUAGUGAUUCCAGGCUGCAAAGACAGCUGUCUCUUUUGGUCUUCCAAUGUGUCACGUCUAAAUGAGAUCUUCUCGUAAUGAUUCCCUUGCUUUGUAAUGUUGCUGCUAUAUAUAAAAACCCCAUACAGCUGUAAGGUCGUGUCAGCUGUACAAGCAGAAUUUCUCAAUGCUGGUUCGAAUAUCAGAUUCUGCAGCAGGAAACCUCUCUCUGUCUCUUAGACUCCUUUUCUUUUUGAAGCAAGACAUAUAGGCCUCUGGUCCCUGGGCAAAGGAAGGAAUAGAAAGGAAACAACGUAGCAAAUAUGGCGCUUUCGGUACAACAAGCUGAAGAGUUACGUCUCUAUCAGCAAACUUUACUCCAAGAUGGACUCAAAGAUAUGUUGGAUCACAAUAAGUUUAUAGAUUGUAUUCUGAAGAUAAAAGAAAAGGAGUUUCCCUGCCACAGGCUGGUGCUGUCAGCCUGCAGCCCUUACUUUAGGGCAAUGUUCCUUUCAGACUUGGAGGAGAGUAAGAAAAAAGAAAUUGAACUAGAAGAUGUGGACCCAGAAGUCAUGGGAAAAAUUCUUAAUUAUAUCUACACUUCUGAGAUCGAAAUCACAGAGACAAACGUGCAGGACAUAUUUUCGGUGGCCAAUAUGCUUCAGAUCCCGUCGAUAUUUACAGUAUGUGUUUCAUUCCUCCAAAAAAAGCUGUGUCUCAGUAACUGCCUGGCUAUAUUUCGACUGGGUUUGAUGCUGGACUGUGCUCGACUGGCUGUGUCUGCCCGGGAUUUUUUGUGUGAUCGUUUUAAUUUAAUCAGCAGAGAUGAAGAGUUCUACCAGCUUGCUCCGGAUGAGCUGAUAGCAAUUAUCUCCAGCGACUCCCUGAAUGUGGAAAAGGAAGAGGACGUGUUUGAGGUGGUCAUGAAAUGGGCCGCAAGGGACAAGGAGAAACGUAUCAAAGCCCUACCAGUCAUAUUUGAAAGUAUUCGCUUCCGUCUUAUCUCCCCAGACUACUUAAAGAACAAGGUGGAAAAGAAUGAGUUAGUCAAAUCCAAUAUGGAACUCUUAAAAAAACUUGAGAUGGUCAAUGAAGCCCAUAAUGGAAAAUUACCUGUCUUAAAAAAGAAGUCUUCAGCGAAAGAGGGAAAAGAUGGGGAAACAGUAGUGAAUGGAGAUGUGGAAGAAGAGGAGGAAGAAGAAUUGUUACCUGGGAUUCUGAAUGACACACUGCGGUUUGGAAUGUUCUUAAGGGACCUUAUAUUCAUGAUAAGUGACACGGGAGCUGUAGCUUAUGACCCCAGUGCAAACGAAUGCUUCUUUGCCUCACUCUCAGCACAAAUUCCCAAAAAUCACAUCAGUCUGGUAACCAAGGAAAACCAGAUCUUUGUGGCCGGCGGACUUUACUAUAAUGAGGAAAAUAAGGAUGAUCCCUUAAGCUCUUACUUCUUACAGGUACUGUGCGUGUUUUGUAGUCUCCUGGGGCAGAUAGUCACGUGGGGGACAUUUAUCAAAGUGUUCUGUUCUAAAAAGUGGUCAAAAGUGGUAAAAGUUGGGCAAUGGGGGUGCCCAUGGGGGUGGCCAGUGUCAGGGCUGUUCUGAGAAAUAUUAGGUGACGUACUAAUAACAAUUUAUGGAACUAAAAUGUAAUUUAGAACAAGAACAAUGUAUCUUAUUUACACAGACUGAUUUCUAAACACAUUUAAUGUAAUUUAAAGACACAUUACUGGGAGUAUUAUUACUGUGGAGCUCUGUUACACACUCAGACACAUUACUGUGAGUAUUAUUGCUGUGGAGCUCUGUUACACACUCAGACACAUUACUGGGAGUAUUAUCGCCGUGGAGCUCUGUUAUACACUCAGACACAUUACUGGGAGUAUUAUUACUGUGGAGCUCUGUUACACACUCAGACACAUUACUGGGAGUAUUAUCGCCGUGGAGCUCUGUUAUACACUCAGACACAUUACUGGGAGUAUUAUUGCUGUGGGGCUCUGUUAUACACUCAGACACAUUACUGGGAGUAUUAUUGCUGUGGAGCUCUUUUAUACACUCAGACACAUUACUGGGAGUAUUAUUGCUGUGGAGCUCUGUUAAACACACAGACACAUUACUGGGAGUAUUAUUGGUGUGGGGCUCUGUUAUACACUCAGACACAUUACUGGGAAUAUUAUUGCUGUGGAGCUCUGUUAUACACUCAGACACAUUACUGGGAGUAUUAUUGCUGUGGAGCUCUGUUAUACACUCAGACACAUUACUGGGAGUAUUAUUGCUGUGGAGCUCUGUUAUACACCCAGACACAUUACUGGGAGUAUUAUUGCUGUGGAGCUCUGUUAUACACCCAGACACAUUACUGGGAGUAUUAUUGCUAUGGAGCUCUGUUAUACACUCAGACACAUUACUUGGAGUAUUAUUGCUGUGGAGCUCUGUUAUACACUCAGACACAUUACUGGGAGUAUUAUUGCUGUGGAGCUCUGUUAUACACUCAGACAUAUUACUGGGAGUAUUAUUGCUGUGGAGCUCUGUUAUACACUCAGACACAUUACUGGGAGUAUUAUUGCCGUGGGGCUCUGUAAUACACUCAGACACAUUACUGGGAGUAUUAUUGCUGUGGAGCUCUGUUAUACACACAGACACAUUACUAGGAGUAUUAUUGCUGUGGAGCUCUGUUAUACACUCAGACACAUUACUGGGAGUAUUAUUACUGUGGAGCUCUGUUAUAUACUCAGACACAUUACUGGGAGUAUUAUUGCUGUGGGUUUAGCCCAAACCCUUCAGAUGAGGUGGUCCAUCAAUUGAUGCCCCAGUUGAGUGCUGAGAACCAAGAAGCACGGGACUACGAGUACCAACUGUGGAGUUUGGGGGUAUUGACACCCCGUCUCCAGCGACAGAGUGAGUUACAGGGAGAGGAGAGCAGCGACCUCCCUUCCCAGCGGCAGUGCACCGUACAGAGGGAAGAGACAACUGGUCUCUCUCCCCAGCGGCGGCCUAAGUUCCAGGAGGAGGUGAUGGUAGAUCCCUCCCCCGUACAGCAACCAGCGUCUUGGGGAGGGGAGGCUACCAUCCUCCCUCUCCAACAGCAGCUGGAGGUGGGCGACCUCAUAGACUUGUCCUGGGGACACACAGAAAUGGCCAGCGGAGAUGGGACCGAAGUCUCUCUGCUGGCCCUACAGGGAUGCUGGGCAGUCAGCCCAGGUCCCCAGCGGCAGUAUAAUAUACAGGGAGAGGAGACAACUGGUCUCUCUCCCCAGCGGCGGCCUGAGUUCCAGGAGGAGGUGAUGGUCGAUCCCUCCACCUUACAGCAACCAGCCUCCCCCUCCAACAGCAGCCAGAGAUACCGGGAGAGGGGGAAGACAAACCUAACCACACUGGCGCAGAUGGGACCGCGGUCUCUGUGCCAGUCCUUCAGGGAGUCUGGACGGGCGGUCCAGAUACCCAACUAACCCCGCAGGGAUGCCAGGAGGAGGAGGUAAGCGAAACUUCCCCUCCCCAGCUACAUCCCAACCGGGUCCUGGGGGCAGUGGAUGAGCCUGCGAUAAGAGGUGGCUGGCAUCUGGGCAGAAGAAGAGCUGGCAGCUGGGCAGAGCUCUGUUAGCCUCUGCCCCCACUUUUCCCCUGUAUCAGAGCCUGACUUACCACGGGUUACCCCAGUGGAAGAGCUGGCAGCAGGGCAGAGCGCCGCUGGCCUCUGCCCCCCAACCAACACCAGCAGUUUGCCGAGCUGCACCAGAGAGACCGAGAGUGCUGCGCUGUCCCACUUCAAACUUGAACCUACAGGCCAGUACCAUUUAUUGUGGGGGGGUUACUCUGCGUAUUUUUCUUUGUGGGUGGGCUGCCCGACUCACCUAGGUACUGACCGGCAGAAGGUCAGGUACCUGUUUAGUCUUCCCCCCAAAGGGAAGAUGUGUGACGAAGUGCCCUUCGCCACUUGUGCCUGGAGGGGACUACUGGCUAGCCUCCUGCCUUCCGACUGUGGCCCAUGUGCUGAUAGCGGUAUUUUCCCCUGCAGAAAGGUUUAUUUGUGUAUUUCUGCUGGGGCGUUCUGGACUUUCAGUAUGGUAGUAGUGCUACCCCAGAUAGCUAUGCCAUGGAGCCUAUUUGUGUAACAAAAGACUAUGGAAAAGACUUUGGCUCCACGGCGAUUGAAUUGUAUGUAUGUGAUCUGAGCGCCAUUCAAUAAUAAUGUGCACUCAGAUCUAAGCUAUCUGGGGAUAUUUUGCAUGUAUAUGUUUUAUGUAGUAAUUGUAACAUUGUGUAAUUUUAUGUAUUUUUGUAACCAUGUGGUUAAUGGAGUCUUGCCUCUGUCUUGGGAGAUAAUUUGAUUACUUCCCAAUUAUCUCCAGGAUAGAGAGGAGGGAUUGUGAUGUCACUGUGGGAGUGUUUUAUUUGUAUUGUCUGUGAUUGGUUAUACUAGGUCCCACCCUGUGGGAUGUCCCCUUGCAUGGGGACUUGCAUAAAAGCCAGUGUGUGGUCAUUAAAACCAGAUCAUCUUGUGCCAUAAAUUACAAUGGGGGGACCUACUGUCCUCCCCCCCCGGCCCCCACCCUUGAGCGGUGAGUGGGGCCAUGAAGAUAAUGGGGGGGGGGCUACUGUCCUCCCCCCGGCUCCCACCCCAAAUUACAAUGGGGGGGACCUACUGUCCUCCACCCCCGACCCCCCAUGUCUUCCAAAGAACGCUGUGUAAAAUGACAAAGAGCACUCUGAUUGGCUUAAACCCACCAAUGAGAGUGCUCUGAGCCUAAUUGCAGGGUGGGGGAAGGCUUUAUAAGCCUUCCCCCGCCCUGCAGAGCUCAGUCUGCGCGGAGCCCUCCAUGGGUGAAGAUGGAAUUUUUUUUUUCGUCAGGUUUUUUCUUUUAUUUUAAGUUCGACGGGUAUGAUGAUUUUUUAUUUGGCCUUUUUUGGGGCUGAAAAAUGAAGAUUUUAGAAAAAAGAAGACGUCAAAUGGUAAGUUAAAUUUUUCUUUACAGGUUAGUUAUUUUAUUCCCCCCUUACUAUUUUUUUUAGGGUGAGGGGGGUAGGUAGGGGGUAACUUUCUAUUUGGGGGGGUGGGGGGGUGGGUGACUAGGGGCUUGGGGACCCAUAGUCACCUUUGAUGGGGGGGGAUUUGUCUUAGGCCCCCACCCGCCUGCCAGGGGUGGGGGCCGGGGGGGGGGAGAUCACUAGUUCCCCCCCCUCAUUAUCUUUAUGACACCCACCCACCGCUCAAGGGUGGGGGCCGGAGGGGAGAACAGUAGGUCCCCCCCAUUGUAAUUUAUGGCCCCCAUGGGGCCUGGGGGGCCUCAUUAUCUUUAUGGCCCCCACCCACCACCCAUGGGUGGGGGACGGGGGGGAAGGACAGUAGGUCCCCCCCUCAUUAUCUUUAUGGCCCCCACCUACCGCACAGGGGUGGGGGCCAGGGGGAGGACAGUAGGUUCCCCCCCCCCAUUAUCUUUAUGGACCCCACCCAUCGCACAGGGAUGGGGGGCAAUAGUUUUUUUUUUUUUUACAGUGAGCAGUAUAGCGAGUAGGGGCAUAAUUUACUAAUACUAAGUAAUCUUUACUUAGUAUUAGUAAAUGUGGCUGAAAGACCGUGGGAAUUAGGGAGUUAUCUACUAAGCGGCUGCAAGAUGCAGCCGCGGCAAUGAAUAGGAUUGGAGUUUCAUUCAUUCGAAUGAAAUUCCGAUACGAACAAAGUCCCAAAUUGCGUUCUAACACGAAUGGAGAAACUGUUAGAAGGCAAUUUGGCAGUUUUUCCGGCGUCAGGAAGCAUCGCGGGAACAGGGAGGAAAGCUAAGGAUUGUGGGAAAAUUGCUGUGACCACCAGAAACGAAGCACACUUUGCUCCUCUGCUCAUCACCGCUGGUCACGGCGUAGGAAACCUCCAUAAGAGAAACAGUCCCUACUUUUUCUUAAAGAACCACUAUAGUGCCAGGAAAACACAGAUCCUGAGAGAGGGAGAGAAGAGGAAUCGAUUGGGGAAAGGUAAGUUCGGCAUGACAGUGCCACUUUAAGGCUAAAGCCUUGGGUGUGUCUGGAACACCAGCGCCCAUGGAUAAAAUACUUUGUACAGCGCUACAGAAUUUGCUGGUGCUAUAUAAAUAAUAAAAUAAUAAUAACACACAUCAAACAGAAUUCACACACAACAUACAUCUGUAUCACAUACAUUCUACAAGACUAAAACGCUACACAUGCAGUACGCCAGCCACACACAUGUGUGUUUGUAAGGUAUGCAUUGUGUGUUUCUGUGUGAGUGUAGUAUGCAUUGUGUGUUUCUGUACAUUCUGUAUGUGUGUAGUGUGAAAAAAAGGGUUUGUGGGGUAGGAUAGGGGCUCAGAGGGGAGCAGCUCUUUAUUUUUAUUAUAUUUAUUUAUAUUUAAUUUUACAGGAGUCCCUGUAAUAAAACCAGCUAGCAGGAAGGGGCCCCUGUAAUAAAACCAGCUAAUAGGAAGGGGUCCCUGUAAAAAAAACAGCUAAUAGGAAGGGGCCUCUGUAAUAAAACCAGCUAAUAGGAAGGGGCCCCUGUAAUAAAACCAACGAAUAGGAAGGGGCCCCUGUAAUAAAACCAGCUAAUAGGAAGGGGCCCCUGUAAUAAAACCAACUAAUAGGAAGGGGCCCCUGUAAUAAAACCAACUAAUAGGAAGGGGUCCCUGUAAUAAAACCAACUAAUAGGAAGGGGCCCCUGUAACAAAACCAGCUAAUAGGAAGGGGCCCCUGUAAUAAAACCAGCGAAUAGGAAGGGGCCCCUGUAAUAAAACCAACUAAUAGGAAGGGGCUCCUGUAAUAAAACCAACUAAUAGGAAGGGGCCCCUGUAAUAAAACCAGCUAAUAGGAAGGGGUGCCUGUAAUAAAACCAGCUAAUAGGAAGGGGCCCCUGUAAUAAAACCAACUAAUAGGAAGGGGCCCCUGUAAUAAAACCAACUAAUAGGAAGGGGUCCCUGUAAUAAAACCAACUAAUAGGAAGGGGCCCCUGUAACAAAACCAACUAAUAGGAAGGGGCCCCUGUAAUAAAACCAACUAAUAGGAAGGGGCCCCUGUAAUAAAAUCAGCUAAUAGGAAGGGGUCCCUGUAAUAAAACCAGCUAACAGGAAGGGGCCUCUGUAAUAAAACCAACUAAUAGGAAGGGGCCCCUGUAAUAAAACCAACUAAUAGGAAGGGGCCCCUGUAAUAAAGUCAACUAAUAGGAAGGGGCCCCUGUAAUAAAACCAACUAAUAGGAAGGGGCCCCUGUAAUAAAGUCAGCUAAUAGGAAGGGGCCCCUGUAAUAAAACCAGCUAAUAGGAAGGGGCCCCUGUAAUAAAACCAGCUAAUAGGAGGGGCCCCUGUAAUAAAACCAACUAAUAGGAAGGGGCCCCUGUAAUAAAGUCAGCUAAUAGGAAGGGGCCCCUGUAAUAAAGUCAGCUAAUAGGAAGGGGCCCCUGUAAUAAAACCAACUAAUAGGAAGGGGCCCCUGUAAAAAAAACAGCUAAUAGAAAGGGGCCCCUGUAAUAAAGUCAGCUAAUAGGAAGGGGCCCCUGUAAUAAAACCAGCUAAUAGGAAGGGGCCCCUGUAAUAAAGCCAGCUAACAGGAAGGGGCCCCUGUAAUAAAACCAGCUAAUAGGAAGGGGACCCUGUAAUAAAGCCAGCUAACAGGAAGGGGCCCCUGUAAUAAAGUCAGCUAAUAGGAAGGGGGCCCUUUAGUAAAACUAGGUGACAAGAAGGGGCCUCUGUAGUGUUUUAGUAGUGUUUACGCCGGUGAGUGAUUUCCAAAUAUUUAAAAUAAGUAGCCAAUCAGGAGGAGAUAUCAAGUGCUCAGGUGCAUGCUGGGAAAUAUCAUGAUUUCAUAUCAAUAAAAUGAUUAAAAUAUCUCAAAUGCUGAAAAUAAUUCUUAAAGGAUCAAUACCAAAUUUAGAAAAUAUUUUAUACUUAAGUGAAAAUUCAAGGUGAAUUCAAAAUGAAUUUCAUAUUUAAGGUAAAAAAGCCAAACAGGGAAAAUCCCAUAAGUCAGCUAUGAUUUCAGUUCAAAUACCCUUGCCUUAAGUUUGCAAUUCCCUUAGAAUUCUCACCUUAGUAAAUCCCUGAUAGUCUACUUUACGUUAACAUGGAUUUUCUAUCUUGCAGUUUGACCACCUGGACUCGGAUUGGUUGGGUAUGCCCCCCGUUCCAUCUGCUCGGUGCCUGUUUGGCCUGGGAGAAUCAGAGAACUCUAUCUAUCUGAUUGGGGGCAAAGAAUUAAAAGAAGGGGAACAGAUAUUGGACUCCGUCUUGUGCUACGACCGCCCGUAAGUUUAAUAAUAAAACAUGCUAUUAGUCACAUGUUUGGUCAACAUUUGUAUCUAUGUGGACGCUUAGUGAUAACCAACAUUAAUUAGCCAAGAAUAUAUUUUAGAAUUCCUGACAAUCCCCAUGACAGAUAGCCUUAUCUGUAUAGAAACCCAUAAGGAUUUUUUUUUCUGUGUGUGUAAAUGAUCACUAUAAGCACCAUGACCACUUCAGUGAUUUGAAAUGGUCAUGGGGUUAUGAAUCUGUGUGUGCAAAAUUCCUGCUUAAAACACUGUAUGCGCAGAGAUAUAAUCACUUUUUUGCAGGAGCUAGUUACCCCCAGAACAUGAGAGGUAGGCAGCCCAUAACUGUGCUCCAGACUGCGUAAUAUCAACUCUGUGCAAAAAUGACGUCUGUUGUCAGUGUGCACCAAGUGUGCACAUAUUCUCCCUUGCCGGCGGUGCGCCUACAAGGGGAAGCUUGUUCUCCACCUGUGCACCACCACCUCCCCCCCUCCUCCAUAGUUUACAUUUUCUUUUUAUUUAAACCCUCCUUCCCUCUCUCCCCUUGAUGGCUUAAAGCGCAUGGAUCCAGUUGGAGCCAGUAGCGUAGUGUAAAUUAAAUAAAUAUAUGUGUCCUAAAGGGUUAAGUUACUGUGAUUUAUAGAUCUAUAAAAAAUCUUAAAAGACUUAUGAAUGUUUGGAUUUGUUAAAGAUCUGCUUUUGUUUUUCCAAAUCUAGGUCAUUUAAAUGGGGGGAGUCGGACCCUCUGCCUUACCAAGUCUAUGGACACACUGUGGUAUCACACAAUAACUUAGUCUAUGUUUUGGGUGGAAAAGGAAUCGACAAGUAAGUAAAACUGGGUAAAAUAAUGUCAAAUAAAAUUAUUUAAAGCGUGGAGGGGAGUUACAAUCAAUUUAAUGAUGUGAUAAAGACUAACUAUAAAGGAAGGUAUGUACUAAUAAUGUGAAAAAAACACAUAAUAACUGCUACUAUUACUGUGUAAUGAUUAAUCAAAUACUAAACUGUUACUAAAUGUUAUAACUGAAAACUAUACGAAUAAAUUAGAACUAUUUUAGCUCAUGUUAAAAAUGCACAAUAUCACGUUCAUUUAAGAUGUACAUUUCUUAAUUAGGGCUUGUGGUCGGUCUAGUUCGGUAGUUUUAAAACCGAACAAACUACCAAACAUAGUCAAUGUUCUUACCCUGGAACUUGUUCCCCUUGUUCGUGGGAACGUUUACACCGAACAGUGUCUUUCUAAGUUUUGUAGAACCGAACACAAGCGAUCAUGGAAGUCCAGCGGUGUUCAGGAGUUUCAGUAUCCAAAAAUAGUUCCAUGAACUCGACGACCAAACACCACUGCCUGCGUUCAUGCGAACAAGAUGGCCGCCACCUCGUGGUCGUCCAUAGGAAAUGCGGCCACCCAGAUGAACACUUAGAACACUGUGGUGGAAAUUGCUAAAAAGUAUCAAUUAGGCUUAACAAGCUCCAGGGUGGUCUCUGGUUUGUGCAGCUGUUCGGUUCCCGAACCAUAUAGUCCAAAUACACGAACGGAGACUUUUAUAUUACUUUUUACAGGGUCCAUAGUCUGUGGGCAGGAGGCUUGCAAGUAGGCUACUCCAGGAACUCGUGGCAAACUUACUUGAAAAGGGUAGUUUGUCACAGACACUGUUCUGAGACGCGUUUCACAGACACAGCUAUUCUUUUUAACAUUUACACACACAAGGUUAUGCACCAAAGGGAGAACGGUCGGGAAUUCAAAGUAAAUUCUAAUCUAAGGCCAAAGUAGUCAAACUGGAAGCAUAGUCUGAUUGGAGAAUGUUUCCAGCUCAGCUAUUUUGGCCUUUCAUUUGUAAUUCACUUGAAGUCCCAAUAAUUCUCGCUGUAGUGAAUAAACCUGAAAGUCUAAAGUAUAGCAAAUCAUUUAUAGAGCAGUAAAGGGAUCUAAUCUCUUACGGUCGUAACUUUUUAAAUUUAUAAAUUGGGUUUAAAAUUCCAGAUAUCUUUUACGCAGACAGGUUUUCAGACAAAUAUACUGACUUCAGCUCUGUUACGUAGUGAUGAUGGUCAUAGUUCGUCCAUUGGUUCAUAAUACAAAGGCCAACCGUACUAUUAGAAUAUUCAUCGAAUGAAAUGAGAUGCAGAAAUAUGUGCCAUCAAGUCUGUUUAUUUACUGUUGACAAUUAAACAUGGGACCUUGGUAAACACGAUACACAAUAGCAAGAAUCCCAGCAUCUGACGCAGGAUUGGCACGAUGCGGCACUUUUGGCUAAGUCCGGUUGCCUUGUAUCUUUACUGACAGAGAAUUGAUGCAAUGUUGGCUAAGCCCAGUUGUCUGGCGUCAGUAUUGACACUGGAAUGGAGCACAGCAUUACAAUGUGCACUAGAUUCAUGUCUGGAAAUAUGACAACAGGUCAAGGAUGAGCUAGAAACACGUCUUCAAACCUUCUAGUCUGAAAAACAAGAGGAUUCUCUGCUUUCCUCAGUGGAAUCUAUCGGCUCACAGUGAAAUCCACAGCUUUCCUGCUCUUACUGUACAGAGCUCUUCCUGUCGCUGAAAGGGAAAUUUUUAUAUUACGGACUGAAAAUAACGUGAAACUAACAUGACAGAUUGUUAUUUUGCCAUAUUUUGAGGGUACGUGGAUUUUACAGUGCAAUGAAAUGAAACUCAUGUGUCGAGGAAGCAGCAGUUUAUACGAGCACCUCAGCACUGCAAGAAUUAACUGGGAAAUACGAUCAUUAUAGUAACACAAAGCGUUUUGUUUCUCUGUAGAAAGUGCCUGAGCAGGGUUUGUGUGUAUAACCCACAGAAGUUUGAGUGGAAAGAUAUCGCACCUAUGAAGACUGCUCGUUCGCUAUUUGGUGCCACGAUUCACAAGGGGAAGAUCUUUGUAGCCGCUGGCGUUACGGAUACUGGUUUGACCAAUACAAUUGAAGCUUAUGACAUCAAGACCAAUAAGUGAGUAACUCCUAUUUAAUCAGUAGAAGUCUUUAUAAAUAGAUCACCUGCACACAUGGGCAUCCGCAGGAAUUUUUCCGGGACAUCAUCCAUGCUUGGCCCCUUUUUGACACAUUUGUAUUACUGACACUAUAGUGUUCCUUUAAGAAAAUUAAAGGAACAUUCUGGUCACCAUAACAACUUCAUCUAAAUGAAAAUGCUAUGAUGCCAGGAAGCCCCUGGGCGCUCACUUUCCUUUAAGAGGUUAAAUCGCUCUCAAAUGGUUUAACCCCAAAGGCUUCUUCCAGGUCCAGAUCUCCAGGUCACUCAGUGGUAUUCGGCUUCUGAAACGGAGUGUCAGGAAGUGCAGAUUGACGUCAGGCAUGGGUGCUGCUAAUUGGCUUGAGUGGUCAGUUGAUGCUCUAAGCCAAUCGCUAGUUCCCGGUUCAUAAAAAUGCUCUGUUGCCAGCACUCUGUGCUUCCUGACACUCAGUAAAUAAAAGUGAACACAUUAACACUGAUAUUUUUUUUUUACCUGGGGAGAUGAGAAGGUCCAGAGUUUCUCUGCCAGGCCCAGGUACCAAAGCCUUAUGAUGUGGUGUCCAGAAUAAAGUGGAGGUUCACUUCAUUUGUCCUUCCUGCUCCAAUCUCCUUUUCUUCUCAUUCAUUUGACAGUCUUCUUUUUCUUCUGACACUGUUUUCUAUCCUCCUUGGCUCCUUCUGCUCCUUUACCGUUCUGCUACUUUCUGCUUAUUUUGCUCCCCCCCUUCUGCUCCUUUCUCUUUCUGAUCCCUUUCUGCUCCUUGCAGACCCUUUUCUGCUCCUUCUCCUACUUUACAUUUGUGCUCCUUCUGAUUCUUUCUGCUCAUUUACCUUUGUGCUCCUUCUGCCCCUUCCAGCUCAUUGCUGACCCUUUGUGCUGCUUUCUGUUCCUUCUCCUAUUUUACCUUUGUGCUCCUUUGGUUCCUUCCUGCUCCUUGCUGGCACUUUCUGCUCCUUCUACUUUACCUUUGUGCUGUUUUACCUUCCAGCUCCUUGCUGACCUUUCCUGCCCCUUGCUGCUCAUUUCUGUUCCUUUGUACUCCUUCUCCUACUUUACCUUUUGUGCUCCAGCUUCCUAUCAGUCUCUCUCCAUACACAGCACCACUUACUGGCGCCGGUAUUGCAGUUCAUUUUAAAUCUCACACGAAAAAUAGCAGAACAAGCUGAAAAAUACAGAGGGGAGGGUAGUGCUAUGGAUGUUAGGCAACGGAUCAUAGAAUACAUACACAGCCAGGGUUAUUCAGUCUAAGCACCAAAAGAACUAUAGUUCAAUGAAGCAGUUUUGGUGUACAGAUUAUGCCCCUGCAGUCUCACUGCUCAAUUGUCUGGCAUUUAGGAAUUAAAUUACAUUUGUUUCUGUUUAUGCAGCCCUAACCUCCCCUGGCUGUGACUCUCACAGCCUGCAUGAAAAAAAUAAUUUCAUUUUCAAACAGAUGUAACAGCAUAGGGUGUAUGCUUGAGAGGUAUUUGUCUCCUGCUCUGUUACUUAAACUUUAAUCGCACACAGGGGGUUCAUGCAGGAUAUUAAAAGAGCAGGCGAUAGGAAAUUCUAAAUUAAACAGACUGUGCCACAAAGGAAAUUUAGACAUUAGAUUUCUCUACAGGAAGUGUUAAGGAAAACGGUGAAAGUCACAUGCAAGGGGGGCAUGACUAGGGCUGUAUAAAUAAAGUGAUUUAACUCCUGAAUGACAGAGAAUAAGCAGUGAGACUGAAGGGGCAUUAUCUAUACACCACAACCACUUCAUUAAGCUAGAGUUGUUUUGGUGCUUACAGUGUCCCUUUAAGGCCAAAAUAAAUAAUAGUCAGAGAAUGUGUUUAACUUGGCUAUUUUGGCUUAAUACUGUGAUGAAUUUAGUAAAAAAACAAAAACUAAUAACUUAAUACCACUGGUUCUUGAAACCUAGCUUGUGCCUAAAAAUUUGAUCCCUGUACUAUUUCCAGCAUGUCAUCCUUCAUUAGAACAGGCUUAUCCUAUAUUGGGUCCCAGACACAUGCCCACAAUAAAUGGGUCACUCAGCUGGUUCUACCCUUGAAGAUUGGGUUGCUGAAAGAUAAACAAAAAUGAGAUAAUAGAAGACAAGACCUAUUUAGUCUCCAGAAAUAAUGUAAAUGUCCUUAUUUUUAGGUGCGUUAUUUUAACCCCCCAAAAAAUUCAUGGUAAUUGGCAAAAGAAUUGAUUCUGAAAAAUUUGGUUUGGACCAAAUGCAUGAAAAAAUUGUUUGCACAGGUCUACCUAACGAGUUCUUUGGACUAUAAUCAGUCUUACAAGAUCACAUUUGGAAAGUCUACAGGAAAAUUCCUGUUGGAAUCCAUAGAGCGUCAAUAGGAACAUGACUGAAGAAAACGUCAAGGAAUCCUCUAUAAAUUCAUUUAUUCGACAUCACGCUAUUGUCAACUAGAAAGUGGUACCAAGUUGUUAAAGUUGAUUAAUCUAACGGAACGUUCCUAUUGAUUCCACUUGUUUCCAUGGUGACUACUUGUACCACUUUUGACCUUGUACCACUUUUUGGAUCAGAGCGCUUGGAAAAUUCUUCCGCAUCGAUAACUGGUCACCAUUAAUGACAUUCAGAGCCAUCUAAAUUCCCAUUAUUAAAUUAUUAUUAUUGCUAUUUACACAGUGCCAACCUAUUCCGCAGCACUUUACAAUAUUACGAAAGGGGAAAAUUUAGCAAUAAAUGAACUGUUUACAAAAUAUUUCAGAAACAAUAGUAAAAUACACGAUAAAAAAAAAUAAAAGGUCAUAUUAGAUGGUAAUGAUGUCUUUUCUCGAUUUUCCAGGUGGGAAGAUUUCACUGAGUUUGCGCAGGAACGCAGCUCUCUCAGUCUUGUCAGCAUGGACGGGACACUCUACGCAAUCGGAGGAUUUGCAACACUGGAGACUGAAACACAAGAACUGGUACCAACAGAGCUCAACGACAUUUGGAGGUGAGUCAAUAAUAUAAGGCAGAUAAAGGUCACAAUUUUUUUUUUUUAAAUAAACCACUUAACCCCUUAAGGACACAUAAAAUGUGUGACAUGUCAUGAUUCCCUUUUAUUCCAGAAGUUUGGUCCUUAAGGGGUUAAAGGGAUUCUAUAGAGAUAAGAAAAACAAAGCUGUUUUCCUGGCACUUUAGGCUCCUGGAGUGUCCCCCUCCCACUUACCUGAAUCCAGCACCGAUGUCCCUCGGCGCUGGCUUAGGAUCUGUCCAAACUCCUCCCCCGCCAACAUCAGCCGGCAGGGGAGACCUAAUGUGCAUGCGUGGCAAUGGCCGCUCGCACACAAGUCCUCCCCAUUAGAAAUUAUUUAAUGCUUUCCUAUGUGAAAAAUCUGACACUGGACGUCCAGCGUCAGAUAACUGACCAAAAGUCAGGUUGGAUUCCGGAAGCGCCCCCAGUGGCGGUCUGUUAAGACAGCCACAGAGGGCAGACUUAGAGCUGCAAUGUAAACAGUGCAGUUCUCUGGAACGGCAAUGUUUUACAUUGCAGCACUAAGUGCAAAAGGGUCACAGCACCCACUGGGUGACUACAGUGUCCCAUUAAAACAACUUUUUAACUGAGCAAAAUCCUGGAAAUCUUAGGUUUAUAACCACCACAACUAAGCCAAACACUGUCCUAUUGUGUACACGAGAUCUUCACAAGCUGAAAAAGACACAAAAACUAUAGCCUAUUCUGUGUAGCGACCAAAUAUAAUUAACAGUAAAACAUGCUCAUUUUAUUUUAGUAUAAUGUAAUGUGGGGGUGAGGUGAGAAUGUCUCGCUUGAGAAGAAAAUCCACUUCUGGGUACUGCACACACCUAUUAAAACUAGACUGGCAACACACCUCUAAACCAUCCUGCUUCUAAAUACACCAUGUAGUGGAUGUGAGUCACCGGCUGGGGAGUUCGGCAUUCUCACCGUGAGUUGGAGAGGGGGUAUAAGCUCCAGUCAUUGUGAUUAUACACAGCGCUCCCACAGCAUUUAUAUAGAUUUCCCAUAAUAUAGCCUUAUUGAAGACAACUGGCUUGGAGGAUUUCCCCAGUCUGCCUACUUGUGGCCUAAAUGUUUAAAUUAACAUCUCACCUGUUUGACUAAUUCUGCAUAUAGCGGAUUUCACAGUUUCCACUUUACAGGAUUAUUUACUAACGUGAGAACUCAAAGUGAAUUCGAAAUUCAAGGCCAGAGUAGCCGAACUAAAAGCAUAGCUGACAGAAAAUGUUUCUAAUUCAGCUAUUUGGGCCUUAAAUUUAAAAUGUACCUUGUAUUCCGACUUUAGUGAGUAACCUGUAUGUUCCCAGAACACAGUGAAAACACCAUAUCUUCCUCCACUGCUGCUGAGGUCAAACCAGACAUUUAAAUUCUGAUUGCAUAUAUAUUUGAAAAGAUUUUUUAAAUGUUUGCUUUUUUUUUUAAAAUCCCAUUUCAGGUAUAAUGAAGAGGAGAAGAAAUGGGAAGGCAUCCUCAAAGAAAUCCGAUUUGCAUCCGGAGCCACCUUCCUGGCUGCUCAUUUGAAUAUUCUCAGAUUAACAAAAAUGUAGACAAGCCCAAUCACACCAUAUGUUUUAUGAAAGAUCUAGACGCCGUGCGUAGAGUUAGUGCAGCCCGGUGAGACCUCGGCAUUGGAGGAAGGGCAUCGAUAUAUUACACUAUAAAUGAAAAGGUCACCCACUCAAAGAGGCUUAAAGCCAAUCUCCGUUAAUCUAACAAGUGUCUUACAACGACCACAACACAUGUACAUCGGAAGUCACUGAGUAAACACAGUCUCUAAACCCACUGCAAUGAGAGUAAGGGUAACCUUACCCUCCUAAAAAGAAACAUCAAAACUUCUAGAAAGUUGGCUCACAGAACAUUAAGUUAUAAUCUUCCCUGUAUUUAAAAGUCAAAUAGAUGAAAAGUAUUCUCCUUAAAGCAGAAGCGUGUCUCCGACGGCACCAGACGAGGCAGUGUUGGCAUUGUAGAAGUGAAAGAUCUACAGGUUUCAGAGUACUUCUUUUAACUUUUAUUCAAUAAAGUGAAUUUUUGGGAAUUCUAAGUGAUUUUCAAAUUUUACACCAGAAUAGCCAGACUGAAAAUAAAUGGAGAAUUAUUCCAAUUACGCUAUUGUGGUAUAAAACAUAAAAUGUAUUUGAAUUUUGAAUUCUUUACAUUUCACCCGGUAGCGAGAUUCUGCUUUGACAACGAUUUAUGGCUCCCUAGUUUUUUUAUUAUAAAAGGUUUAUUCUCCCAUUUCUAAGAAAUAGAAUAUUUUUAUUGAACUUACGAGGAGUUUCCACGAUCUAUUUUCGGAGCUGUAACUCCAGUUCUGGCAAACAGGUGGCGCUCCAAGUAUUGUGGAACAGCAGCUUUGAAGAAGUAAAUCAAGAAUAGUUUGAGAAUAACCAGUUGGAACACUUAGAUCUAAACUAUACCUUCCAUUGUAUUCAGGGUAACUAAGCUGUCAAACCCAUACCAGGCUAAAAUAAUUCAAUUGCAAACACCAAAAUUAUACUAUACACACUUUAAAAAAAAAAACAAAGUCCAAUUUUGCUUUAUACAACAAACGAAACCAUCUUUUUUUAUUGCACUAUUGGAAUUGCUAGGAAAUGGAAGAUCAUUUUCACGUCUGUUAGCGCCACCUUGUGUAUGGAUGUGAAAUGCAACCCCAUAUGCAUGAGAAUUAACUAAAAUAUAAAUCAUUUGCAUACGAGGGCAUGAUGAAUACAGAAACCAGUUACAAUAAAUAUAUUGGUAGAAUACAAUAUAGAUUGUUACAUGUAAUGCAAAUAAUCCAGCUCUUUCAUCUCACAAGAGACUUUUCCUUUAAUCGCUGGUUUUUUUUUUUUAUAUUAUAUAUUUUUGAAGGUGAACAUUUGUAGAAUUUUGAUAGAUUUUUUUCUUCUAAUACAAAUAAAGAUUGCAAGAGAAAAAAAAA
Pelobates cultripes (western spadefoot toad) is the source of this 17104-nucleotide messenger RNA. The record is from the annotation of a GenBank genome assembly. Lineage: Eukaryota; Metazoa; Chordata; Amphibia; Anura; Pelobatidae.